Symbiodinium sp. CCMP2592 is the source of this 2889-nucleotide messenger RNA. The record is from the annotation of a GenBank genome assembly. NCBI's taxonomy places the organism in Eukaryota, Dinophyceae, Suessiales, Symbiodiniaceae.
AUGCCAAGCUCAGCCGAGAUCAAGUGGAUGGCGCCCAAACGCCGCCCUGGUACUGUUCUCGGUGCCGGUGCUGGACUCGAGGACGACGAGGAGGACGACGAGGACUUAGGCGCGGCCACCGCGGGGGGCACCGACCUUCUGAGCCGGCUCCUGGCCCAGCAGACCCAGAUCCUCAGCCAGCUUGCUUCCUCAGCCAGGAAAAGCCACGACCCACUGCACCUGCUUGGAUCCGGCGGCGACUCCGAAGAGUCUUCGAAAGUGACGGGGGUGAAAGGCAUGGCGGCUCGGCAGCUCCUCCGGGAGCAGUUCCUUCAGCAUCCUCGGCGAGUCCAUGCAAAGGUGCGCGAGAGGCUGGCCCAGGCCCGUCGUCGCGCGUCGGUGGCCGAGCUAGAGCCGCGGGACAUGUGGGCCCACUUCCAGGAGACUGUGCCCCUUGGCAACUUCAAGACCUUGACCUACCUGUCUUUCUUGAUGGCCGAGAUGUGGGAAGCAGCCGAGCGGGGCCACCAGGAGGAGUUGCUCAGCCUUUUGAGCUUGGGCCUGGUGUUCUGCGAGCAAGCUGCGAACGAGCAAGGGCACACCCGCCUGGCCUGGCUCCUUACGUGCCGGGAAGACCCUCCGUUUGCGGUGGUGGAGCAGCGGAAGGCACCUCGAGCCGAAGUUCCUCACGGCAUGCUACCCGACCCGAGAUGGAUUGCUACGCAGCUGGGGUAUCUCCGCGACGUCGAGACCAUCCAGCGGGGGCGCCAGCCCCGGAGACCCCAAAAGGGAAAGGGCGUCGAGGCUUGUGGGCCGGCGCGCUGGGACUUCCGAAAUUCCUGCCGAUCAUGGGUCCGCCUUCUAGUGGCCGCGGGCAAUUGGUUGGUUCAAGGGCUGGAGAGGCAUGCCGCAGUGUGGAUCCGCUUAGCGCAAGGGCCUAAAUGCGGCCAAGAAGCGGAGAAGAACACCGUCGACAGUGAGCCCUCGGCAGCUUCACCUAUGAAGGUCAGCUUGAAAGCCUCAGCCCCAACUUGCAGCCUGAAGAUUGACCCGAAGCGCCUCAAGUUCGAGCAUGCACCCCGUUUCAAAGCUGAGCCCUUCUUGGUGGAUCCUCUGCUUCGAGCAGGGUUUUCCGACCCAAGUGUGUUUCAACGGCCGGCGUCCGAUUGGGAUCGGCCAAAGUGGGCUCGGGUUCAAGCCAGCCAAGCCGAUCAACUGGAAUUAUAUCGCAAAUGGGAUGCGGUUGAAAGUCUGUAUCUUCUUCGUGCUUCGGAGUCUGAGGUGAAGUUCCGUUGUGGCUUGUUUGCGGUGUAUAAGAACGAUAAGUUCGACAGGCAGAUCCUGAACCCGAUCCCGGAAAACGGGCGGUCAUUCUCAGUAUCCGACGCCACCUUGAGUCUGGCCCACGCUUCGCUCCUUUGCCAGCUUUAUCUCCCAGCGGGAAAGAAUCUGGUGAUAAACUCUGAUGACCUGGAAGAUUUCUAUCAUGGGUUUCAAGUGGACGAUAGACAUGCUGCUAGGAAUCACAUCCACGGGGUCUUUUAUGGUCGUGAUUUUCAAGGGUGGCAGGCGUACAGGGAGGAGCUGCACGAUGUACAAGUUGUGGGAUGCUUUAAGACGCUGGCAAUGGGGACGAAUUUUGCCGUAGAAACGGCACAGCACGCUCACUCGGUGCUUCUUCGGCGAGCUGGAGGGCUACACCCGAGCGAACAAGUGGCCUAUCGCCAAGCAUUACCUAAAGGGCCGGGUUUCGAUCUGUUGUGCAUAGACGACCGGGUGUUCCUCCUUGUGGUCUGCGCUUCGGAGCUUAACAGGCCCCCCCAGCUCAACCGCAGGGACAUUCGCUUAUUCAGCCAGGCUGCAGCGCAGUAUGAGCAGGCGCAUUUGCGGGUUUCCCAAAAGAAGGCAGUUCGGAACUCCUACCAAGCUGUCGUAUUAGGCGGUGAACUGGACGGGGUGCGCGGCGACCUGGCUGCUCCUCGCUUGAAGACGGCAGCCUUAUGCUGCCUGACUUUUCAGCUGAUCGUCCUCGGAGUUUGUUCCAAGAGCCUUCUACAAUGCAUUCUGGGUUGCUGGGUUUUCGUCACUAUGUUUCGGCGUCCGGCUAUGUCCUUGCUAGGUCAGGUAUACCACGAUCUCCGGGGCCGAGAGGAUGAUGAAGUGUUCAGGUUGUCCAUGGAAGCAAAGCAGGAACUAUUGCAGCUGAUCGUGUGGGCUCCUCUGAUGUUCAGCAAUUUGCGCGCCGAACCUGUGGAAGCCUUAUUUUGCACUGAUGCCUCCCCUUUUGCAGCGGGGGUAUGUGAAGCUCGGAUGCCCAGGGAAGCGGUUCUCGAGCUGUUACGGCAUGCUGACUACAAGGGUCAUCACACUAUGUUGCAGCCUGCUAUUUCGAGCUACCUUGAGAUGCAUCAAGAGUUCAUUGCUUCGGUUCCGCAUAAGCUUCCAGGGAGUCUGGCUGAGGGGAUUCUGUUCGAUGUCUGCGAGAUCUUCCAGGGGGCGAAUGCGCUCUCCCUCGCGGCCUCUCGAGUAGGGCUUCGCGUGCACAAAGGGUUCAAUCUCCGCGAUGCUAUUCAAGGUGAUCUUCUACAAUCGCAACCUAUGCAUCAUAUUGUAGGCCUCAUCUGCCGCCGGGUGAUUGCAUACGUUCAUAUAUCUCCGGGUUGCAGAUCCUUUGGCAGCGCAGUGAAGCCGAAACUGCGAAGUCGUGCAGCUCCUUGGGGUUUGGACCCCCGAGAAGCUCAGACCUUGGAGGGGAACAGGUUCGCGGCACGUUUGGCAUUUAUCCUCCACCUUUGUGCCGCCUAUGGGAUUUUGGCCUCCAUUGAGCAACCUGUUAACUCAGUGAUGUUCAGGCUUGGGAGCUUCAGGAAACUUUUGCGCACGGGCUUCAGCAAAGUUCGUACCUCGUGA